AUGGCCGGACAUGGCGACCUGCAGGAGCUGCUGCGCAUGUUCACCGCGCGCAAGGUGCCAAUGAUGACGGCAAUGGGGCACAUCAAGUCGUUGCAAGCCAAGAAUCUUCGCACGAUCCAGCAAAUCGCCGAGGCACCAGCUUCGACAGUCGAGUCAGCCAUGUCAGACUCCAAGCUCGCAAGGAGCCUUCACACGGCAUGCAGAUCGCACGGCAAGAAGAUGGAAAAACGCGCCGCCGAGGUGUCCAUGUCCUCGUCGUGCAAAAGGGCGAAGCUGGAACCCCAUAAGCGCGACUUGGACCACGGUUCCAUGAGCGCAGAAGAGCUCGAGGCCUCGCUUGAGUUGCCGCUGGUGCAGAGCGAAGACAUGAUCCGCCAAACUACCGUUGUGACCAACAGAGCACCGCUGGUCCUAGCGUUCGCCGUGGAACUGUUGCGCUUCACCAUGCCGGAGCAGCCGCCCAGCAGCAGGCUGAGCCUGGCCCAGGCGGUAGUGAGCGCCAACUCGAGGACAAAGGCGAUAAGCAUCGGCAUCGAGAAAGCGCCGCGCGCAGGGGAGGAGGAGCACAUUGCCAAGGGCCAGCCAAAGGUCAGGAUCCUGGGGAGGGAGAUUCCCGUCCUCAAGCGAGGCGGAUACACAUGGAAACCGGAUGAGAGCGAGGGGCGGCAAGGCCCAACGGCAGGCAACAGUGGCGACGCACACGGGGGGCAGCCUUCAACGGAGAGCAAGGCAUGGGCGGCAAGUCAAAAGCUGACGAGCAAAUCAUCCACCUUUGUGGCACACGCAGCCAGUCUAUCGUCCCCUUGCAUGCGUUCCAGCUUGAUGAAGGGGCUCUUGAAGGAAAAACCCGAGCUGGAGACGGCGACGCAUAACGCGUGGGCCGUUCGGUCGCGCUACGGAAACUCGCCGCUGGUCCAGGAGGCGUCCUUUGACGACGGGGAGUCUGGCUGCGGCAGUUUUCUGCUGGGCAUCAUGCGAGAAGCGGGCGUGACCAACACGCUGGUGGUCCUGACAAGAUGGUACGGAGGCAUCAUGCUUGGUCCGGACCGGUGGCGGUUGAUGAGGGAAUGCGUCAACGAGGCACUGUCGUCGCGCCGACGAGCAUGCGCGCUCGCGGGCGAAGCGCUCUGGGGCUUGGACCCGGAAAACAAGACGCCGUCCCAGGCAACGGUAGGGAUGCCCAUCCACCGCCCCGAGAGAGCGAGGAACUAUCUGCUGCAAAGCUUUGCCGCGGCGCCGUCGGGCAGCGCCGGGGGCAAGACCGGGGGCAAGAAGACGGCGGCGGCAUCGAGCGAGGAGCGACAGGAGAACCUGGGAAGGCUGCUGGGGGCGCUGAGGCUGCUGCUCAGCAGCUGGGCAGACGUCUUGCCAAAGGAGGAGCUUGAUCGACGAGCCUGGAGCUGGUAUGUCGCAGUGCGACCGGAUGUGGAAGCCGGGCCGUCGGGCUGGGGAGCCAAGGGGGAGUUGAACCUGGGCAGGAUUCUCGACUUGCGGCGGUUGGAAGAAGCUGCUUGCGGAGAGGGUGAGGGAGACGGCGGCAGGGUCGGGAAUACAUGA
Molecule: messenger RNA, 1557 nt
Organism: Ustilaginoidea virens
Lineage: Eukaryota; Fungi; Ascomycota; Sordariomycetes; Hypocreales; Clavicipitaceae
Exons: 2
Coding region: 1-1557 (518 amino acids)
Biological process (GO): regulation of translational initiation
Cellular component (GO): cytoplasm
Source: RefSeq, a predicted model, not a curated record